Micropterus dolomieu (smallmouth bass) is the source of this 6327-nucleotide messenger RNA. RefSeq names its product diacylglycerol kinase, iota (gene dgki). The transcript has 34 exons. Gene Ontology annotation, molecular function: ATP-dependent diacylglycerol kinase activity; protein binding. Bases 156 to 3068 code for a protein of 970 amino acids. Gene Ontology annotation, cellular component: nucleus. The record is from RefSeq and is a predicted model, not a curated record. Gene Ontology annotation, biological process: regulation of synaptic transmission, glutamatergic; diacylglycerol metabolic process; intracellular signal transduction. NCBI's taxonomy places the organism in Eukaryota, Metazoa, Chordata, Actinopteri, Centrarchiformes, Centrarchidae.
GUCAACGGUCAGAAAUUAAAACGGUCGUGCUGCUUAAAGCGUCAACCGUCUGUAAUUCAUUCCCCCAAACCUUUCUGCUCUCCUCUCCACCACCGGCAUCCGUGCCCCCUCACAAGCCGGGGGAGAGGGGGGGUCCAGCGCGGGGGCUACACAGCAUGGACCCCCAAAUGAAGGACCGAACCAGUCCGGCGACAGGGGGCUUCAGCGGGCGCCUGGCUUCCCUGGGAGCCGACGGAGGUGACUCGGAAGCCGGAGCCGGCUCGGAGGAAGCAGCCGUGGGCUGCUGCAGCGACACGUUCAGCAGUCUGCCCGACAUGGAGCAAGAGACUCUGGAGGAGAAAUUAAGAGGACUUGCGUUCAGAAAACAGACCUCGUAUCGGAAAGCAAUCUCCCGUUCAGGCCUCCAGCACCUCGGACCACCCCAGCCCUCCCUGCCCCCUGCAUCCAAUGGGCCCAACAAGGAGCUACGUACCGGCGUGGACUGGACGGAGAAUGCAGUGAAUGGGGAUCACCUGUGGAUGGAGACGAGUUGUUCAGGAGAGCUCUGUUAUCUCGGAGAAGACACCUGCCUACUAAAGACUGCAAAGUCUGCCCCCAGGAAGAAGUGUGCUGCCUGUAAGAUCGUUGUUCACUCUGGCUGCAUAGAGCAACUAGAAAAGAUUAACUUCCGAUGCAAGCCAACGUUCAGAGAGGGAGGAUCCCGGUGCCUCAGAGAUCAGAACAUACUGAGACAUCACUGGGUUCACAGGCGAAGACAGGAGGGGAAAUGUAGACAAUGUGGAAAGAGUUUUCAACAGAAGUUCUUCCACAGUAAAGAAAUCAUCGCCAUCAGUUGUUCCUGGUGUAAACAGGCUUUUCACAAUAAGGUGACGUGUUUCAUGCUACACCAGAUUGAGGAGCCGUGUUCACUGGGGGCCCAUGCUGGAGUCAUAGUGCCACCGUCCUGGAUCAUCAAAGUCAGGAAACCACAGAGCUCACUUAAAAACUCUGCCAGGAGAAAAAAGCGGACAUCUUUCAAACGAAGGACAAGCAAGAAGGGACUGGAUGAGUCUAAAUGGCGUCCGUUCAUGUUGAAGCCUCUCCCCUCACCUCUCAUGAAGCCCAUCUUGGUGUUUGUGAAUCCCAAGAGUGGGGGCAACCAGGGUGCCAAGGUGUUACAGAUGUUCAUGUGGAUCUUGAACCCUCGACAAGUCUUUGACCUGUCACAGGGUGGGCUGCGAGAGGCGUUGGAUUUGUAUCGGAAAGUGCCAAAUCUGAGGAUCCUUGCCUGCGGAGGGGACGGCACGGUGGGGUGGAUCCUGUCCACUCUAGAUGAGCUACAGAUGAACCCCCAGCCCCCGGUCGCUGUUCUUCCUCUGGGAACAGGAAAUGACCUCGCCAGGACGCUCAACUGGGGCGGGGGUUACACAGAUGAGCCAGUGUCCAAGGUUUUAUGUCACGUGGAGGACGGUUCGGUGGUGCAGCUGGACAGGUGGAACCUUCUAGUAGAGAAAAGUGCUGCGCAGCCAGAGGAGGGCACACAGAAGCUACCUCUGAAUGUGUUCAACAACUACUUCAGCCUGGGCUUCGACGCUCAUGUCACCCUGGAGUUCCACGAGUCCAGAGAGGCCAACCCAGAAAAGUUUAACAGUCGCUUCCGCAACAAGAUGUUCUAUGCAGGAGCUGCGUUCUCAGAUUUCCUCCAGAGAAGCUCCAGGGAUUUGUCCAAGCACGUCAGAGUGGUGUGUGACGGUACCGAUCUAACUCCUAAGAUUCAGGAGCUGAAAUUCCAGUGCAUUGUGUUUCUAAACAUUCCCAGGUACUGUGCUGGCACCAUGCCAUGGGGAAACACGGGCGACCACCGGGACUUUGAGCCGCAGCGCCAUGAUGACGGCUGCAUCGAGGUUAUUGGCUUCACCAUGGCCUCGUUGGCUGCGUUACAGGUCGGUGGUCAUGGAGAGAGAUUGCACCAGUGCAGGGAAGUCAUCCUAACUACCUUCAAGACCGUACCUGUUCAGGUGGACGGUGAGCCGUGUCGUCUGGCUCCCUCCACUCUCCGCAUCUCCCUCCGAAAUCAAGCCAACAUGGUCCAGAAGAGCAAGAGACGCACCUCUGUACCCCUGCUCAACGAUAUUCAGAAGGUGUGUGCAGCUGAUCUGCGCCGCCUCUCUGCUCCCCCAGACUCCUUCUCUGUUCCUCACUCAGUACCUGAUCGCCUGCGUCUUCGAGUGAAUCGGAUCAGCCUCCAGGAGUACGACCGACUGCAGUACGACAAAGAGCGACUACGAGACAUCUCCAUCCCAGUAGGCAUUGUGGUGGUGAGGGGGGACUGUGACCUGGAGACAUGCAGACUCUAUAUUGACAGAUUGCAAGAGGACUUACACCAGGCGCCAUCUACUGGCCACAGAGUGCACUAUCAGGAUGAGUGCCGAGGCAUCCCCAGGACCAGUUCAAACAGUAGACUCUCUGCCAACUGGAGCUUCUUGGAUUCCACAUCAGCUGACCGCUUCUAUCGCAUUGACAAGGCUCAGGAGCACCUCCACUUUGUGACAGAAAUCUGCCAGGACGAGGUGUUUAUCCUGGACCACGAGGGACCAGUGGUGAGCCAGGGAACGUCCACGGGGAUGCCUGAUCUGGUAGUGGAGCCUACUGCAGGGUCUCCCUUGACAGCUGACGAACAAGCUCUGAUGACGGCUGCCAGUAAAGGGGAUAUUUCCAUGCUGUCGGAGUGUGUGCGUCGAGGCGUGAGCUUGCUGGUUAGAGACUCUGGAGGCUGUUCUGCGUUACAUGUAGCUGCCCAGAACGGACACACAGACGUGGUCAGCUACAUACUGCAGCAGGGCUCUAAAGUGCUGCUGGAUUUGACAGACAGAGAGAAAGGGGACACUGCAUUGCACAAAGCAGCCUCUGAGAAGCAGCAUGCCGUGUGUCGAUUGCUGGUGGAGGCCGGAGCGUCGCUCGAGAAGACCAACUUCCAGGGGAAGACAGCAGCGGACCAAGCGCAGGGAGACUCUGAGCUCGCCACCUACCUGAGCACCCAACAACACACAUCUGCUGCCCCCCGCGAAGACUUGGAGACGGCUGUCUGAGGCGCACAUACACUCAUACACACUCACUCGGUGUCUCUGGACUCUGCACACACUCGUAGUGGAGACGAAGCUGGGAGAGAAAAGUGUAACAAAAACAAAGUCUGGUCAGAGUCAGUGUCUCACCUCACAUCAGAGGAGAGAACGGCUUCAGCUCACAGCAGCACUGCAGUGGAGAUUUUAAUGGUCAACUAUUUAUUUGUAUUUAUUUAUUCAUAUUCUAUUUAUUGGUUGAGUGUAGAGAUUGACUGUAUGACUAAUGGCGGCUCAGGAUGCAACUGCACUUUGAGCAGCCGUCUCGGGUCGUGACUUCACUUGUGGUUUAGGGGAGCCGAACUCAUGAAAGCUGUUUAUUUUAGUCACAAUUCCUACUUUAAGUAUCAGUUUAUUCGUGCAAUCAUUGAAAAACUGUUAUUUCUGUUGAAAAUAACCAAAAUUACAUUUUUAUUUCAGAACUGAUAGAAAUACUAAAAGCUUUUAUGUUUACCCAUAAAACCUGUGUGCCAAAGACAUUGCUUUGAUGUAGUGUCAAAUCUAAACCCCAAUUUCAGUAUUUUCCCUUGCAUCUAUCGCAGUGGUUUGUUUUUACAUUCUCCAAAACAGAUUGCUUUAAUACCAAAUGAUUCAUUCAGCAUCCCCAUUACAGGUUUGAUAAUAUUACAAAUUUCAACUGUCUCAAGUCGUAAAACUUUAGUUUAGAGUUCCUUUUCAAACUACAGCUACAAACUAACAUGUGCACAUCAAAAUUAACAUUUAUUCGUUUUAAGGUGUCACAAGCCACAAAAAAAAGAUUGGGAACCUCUGCUUUAAUCCACAGUGUUGGAGCCAUUUGUCCUUAACCUAAAUCAUAAAACAUCUGACAGCAUUUGGUUUCCAGACCUGACAACUCUUGGUGCAAAAUAUGGUUUUAAAAAAAUCUGGGCUGGACUUUUAAAGUGGUCAAAAGAAUCUUAAAUUGAAUUCAAAAACAAAUGGCGAGCUAAUGUAUUAGAGAUACUGCUCAAUUACGUUUCAUUAAAUAACUAGAUUUAUGGCUCUGUGUGGUCAUUUUUAAGUUCUAAACUUUUUUAUUAGUAUCCUGUUUUUACUCAUUCCACCACAUGUUGGACUUGUUGGUCCCCAGUGGAGUUUGACUGGUUCGAUUGUUGAAGCCUGACAGCUGACGGAUGUGCUCAUUAUCUUUUUCUUAAAAAUUUAUUCAUAGAUUUAGUUUUUUCUUGUCUAAAAGUCUCUGAAUAGGACUUGGGCUAAAACAUGUUAAGACACUGAGGAUAUCUUGAAUUCAGAGUGGAUUUUGAAAUUGGGAAAAUAUUAUACAUUUUAAAACCCAUUGAUUAUUCUAAUUGGCAGAUAAAUCGAUAAUUAAAUUAAUCUGGUUGCAUCCCUUAUUCAAAGCAUCACAGGAGUAAAAGUCUGUUAACAACUUCUAUCACAAGAUUUAAUUAUUUUAAAUCAAUUAAAUUAAAAUGUCGCAUCCAAACAAAAUUAAAUCAUAUUAAUCAUAUUCAUCACUGACUGAAACAGAUCACAUUAUUUAGAAAGCACCGGCAUCGGCCCAGUAUCAAGGACAACCAACACAGUAUUUCAUCCAUAGGUCCUUGUGCAGGUGUGAUUAGAGAUUUAAAAAAGGCUUUUUAAGCAUAACCACUUACCUGUUAAUUUUCUAACGUCUGAUUUUCCAGCUGCCGUCAAACAAAGACAUAUUUAAACUUUUCACACUGGGAUAGUGUGUAUCUGGUACUCCUGACCCAACAAGGCUUUUCACAUGCAGCUUGUGUGUGUGUGUGUGUGUGUGUGUGUGAGAUAACAUUCCCCAUAUCAUAUCAAAUUCUCUGUGCAGUAUGUACAUAACUACAGACUGUGUGUUGUGUUAUAAUAGUGUGUGUGUCUUUCAUGUGAGUCUUUUCAUGUGUAUCUCAAGUACACAUUCCCAAGUGUGUGUGUGUGUGUGUGUGUUUGCAGCAUUUAUCCAAGCAGAAAAGAAAAAUCUGAGCCAUAUUCAAUGCAAUAUAAGUAGAUGACGUCUUUUUGCAUUUCUCUAUUAAUCGUUUACAUUACAUUAAUGUUUUAACGUAGUCGACCAUUUAGCACUGAGGAGUAUUGAAUGUGCAAUUUUACUUCAGUGCUGGUUGGGUUUAUGAUUGUCUUGUUAUGUUUUGUUGUUUUGUUUUGGGUUUUUUUCAUUUGUGUGCAUCUAUGUCAGUGGAUUGAACUUUCAAACGACCCUGUCAGGUCUCUUUUGAUAUAACCUGUUGUAUAAAAUUGAUAUAGAAAUUAAGAACUGCUUUACCCAAGAAUUUGUGGGGACACUGAAACAUUUAAAGACUCAGAUGUGGCCAUCAUAGAAGUCAUACUGCCGUCAUUUAUGUUAGUUGUAAAUCCCCUUUUCAGCUGCCACGAAGAUUCACAGACAUUUUAGUGGUUGUUUCUGUUCAUUUUCAUUUUGUUUCAGUGAUCUGACAGCCGGUGAACCAUCUCUGAAAAAAGAGAUGACACACAGCAUCUCCAGUACAACAAAAGACAAAACAUUAAGAUUAAUCGUUAAGUUUUGUUUUGAAUGUGUCGCGUACAUGAGUUAUAUAUGUUUUUAGAUAUUUUCUCUGUAAUUAAAAGUGUUAAAUUAAAAGCUUUAAAAUUGAAACUGAAAGAAACUGUCACCUGUGGCUAUCACAGUGUAAUAAACAGGCCAAACUACCUGCUUACCUGCACGUUCUCUGUUUUGUCAUCCAGUAUUUUGUCAUGGUUGGGUCCAUUUCAACAGUGACAGUAACAGAACAUGAUGAAUCAGUAUUGUUGCUUUUGUUACCUACUUUUUAAUAUGCUCCUGAUUUAGAAAGGCUGCUGCCCGAAACUAUGUUUUUGAGGUGUCCUAAUGUACAAAUUGAACACCCCCCCCCCCCUCCCCCCUUUAAUUACAGGGAGAAUAUAUAAACAUAUUUAACUCACAUAUGCGACACAUUCAAAGCAAAACUUAACCAUCAGUCUUAAUGUUUUUGUCUUAAUGACAGCCAUUCAGAUCAAUCAAUUUUAAAUAGCAAUGGUAUAAAUUAAGAUAAAUGGCUUUGGGAUGAUAAAACUAUUUUAAGUGUUAAAUUCAGGGGUGUUGAUUUAUAAAGAGAAGAAGAGUGAUUUUAAAGGUGACCUAUUAAACUGCUUUUCCAGUCCUAUAUUUUAGUUCUGUGACUCCUGUAUGGCAACUUUGCAUGUUUCAAAGUUAAAAAAAAAAAGUUUUUCUUAUACUUAUUCUUCAUGUAGGCCUUCA